AUGGCUAUGAUGGACCCGUCGCUCCAAGGCAUCACUACCAUCUUCUUUGACUUUAUGGGAACAUGUCUUGACUGGCAUACUGGGGUAACGGCAUCGUUUCCUGACCGAAUUCCUCUGUCGACAAGGACACAGCUUUCGCUAGCAUGGCGGGAGAGUUUCUUCGCCGAUAUCCACUCUCGGUUCGAGAAGGGACUGCCACCAGAGGAUAUUGACCGCACUCACGCACGACUCCUCGCACAACUACUCGAGCAUGAGUUUGGAGACUGGUCGUUGAGCGAAGCUGAACAAGCUGCUGCUGUUCGCUCAUGGCAUGCGAUGCGGGCCUGGCCUGAUAUAUCGAUGACUUUGCAGCAUCUCAGAGCCAAGUACGAGGUCUAUGUCGUUGCCAACGGCACCACUCGCCUCCAGGUCGACUUGGCCCGCUCAUCUAACUUGCAUUUCGAUAUGCUUUUCUCCAGCCAACUGCUUGGCCUCACCAAACCAGAUCCAAAUUUCUAUCUGCGGGCCCUCGACCUCGUUGCAGCCCGUCCACAUGAGACUCUUAUGGUGGCUGCCCAUGCCUAUGAUCUGCGUGCUGCAAAGGACGUUGGCUUCAAGACCGUCUAUAUUCAACGAGAAACAGAGGACUUGUCCGAGUCUAUGGAUCAGGUCAAGCGUGAUGUCCAUUUCUUCGUCGACGGUCGAGAUGGAUCCACUUCAUGUGGCCUAGCAGGAGUUGCAGCGCUACUAGGUGUGGAACUCGAGGACAAACUGCCAGUAUAA
Molecule: messenger RNA, 762 nt
Organism: Exophiala mesophila
Lineage: Eukaryota; Fungi; Ascomycota; Eurotiomycetes; Chaetothyriales; Herpotrichiellaceae
Product: haloacid dehalogenase, type II
Exons: 1
Coding region: 1-762 (253 amino acids)
Source: RefSeq, a predicted model, not a curated record